UCGAUCAAACUUUCGUACAACAGAAAAAUUCAGUUCAAUGAACCCUUUCUCCUCGGUAUGUGGCUUUUCUCACAGUUUUUAACUCCAAAUUUGUUCGACGAUGAGCCUUGAGACGUGAAAAAUGUCGGGAUUUUUAAUGACACUGAAACAAAAUUGAACAAUGCGAAAAAGUGGCGCUUCAAUGAAAUUCCUGCCGGGAACUCGGCCAAGAAUGUCGUUGAUUUUAGUACGAAACUCGAUUGAAUAAUUUUCGAAAAACAUUCUCAGGAUUGUAAAAAAAUGAAUUUUUCCAUUUCGUUUCAUAAAUAAUAUUUCAUCUCAAAUAGCUUUUUCGUUCAAACUCUCGUUCAACCGGCAACUUUUUCAUCUUUUUUUGAACCAAAGGGCCCUACCAUGGAGCUGGUCUCGCCCCUCGCACAGCAGGAUUGCCCGAAACCGCAACCAAAGUUCCUCCAUCGUCGGAUGAUGCGAAACGAAACAAGAGGACACAAACGCCGGUGAAAGAUUUCCCGAUCUCGAGAGAUGAAAAUAAAGCAACCGGAGAGAGCGUGAUGAAAAAUGCAGAAGGAAGAAGAGGAACUUGUGUAAGCGAGGGCAGAGCACGUGGAAGUUUCGAGAAGGUUCGAAACCGAGGGAAGAUGGACGAAGCAAAGGGAAAAUCGGCAGAAAACCGGAUGAAAUUGAUAAACGAGCCUGACGCGAAGCGGGGAUCGAACGAAUCGCGAAAGGGCGGCUCGGCCACGCCGAGGAAAUUGUACCGGAACAGCGAACCGGUUCCGGUGGCGAACGAGCCGAUUUCACCGACGCCGGACGAUUCAUCGCCUCGGGAAGCGUGCCGAGUUACGACGACGAAAGAAGAGACCGGUCAAAUGACGUGGAAAACGGAACGAACGGAAAUUCGAGAAGGCGGUUUAACGGGAAGGCCGGAAACUCGAUUGGCCGAGGAGUUACCGAUCCCGGAAGAAACGAUGGAAGAAAUUGAUUCCGAAAGAUCGAGGACUUAUCCGAAAUAUCGUCGAGCCGUUGAAAAAGAUAAAGCGGCGGACGCGGAGGUCGGGAGCGGCAGAACAAUGACCGAGGGCGUUGUGGUUACCGAUUUCAGAGACUCGCCACCGAUUUCCGGUCCUGUUUUGAAGCUCCGACUGGAAAAACCUGGCGAAGAUCCAAAAACGCCGAGCGGAGCAAAGGAACAGGAAGUUUCAUCGAAAAAUCGUCAAGAGCCGGUUUCCAAGCCGAGUUACGAAGUCCCUAAAGUUCAUCGACCCGUCGAGCCCAAGGAGAGUUUAACAUCUCGUGAAAAACCGUUUAAAACUCGAAAAGACAGUUACGAGCGUUUUCCGAUGGAAGAGCGCAAGCCGAUCGACGAAAAAUCAGUUAAGAGAUCGGACGAAGAAAAAAGCGAUCGUCCAAAAGACGAGGAAGAAGAAAUAAUCGAAGAGUUACAAGGUACCGCCGUAAGCCGAAGCGAUUAUUCGGCUACGAGUAGAAUGAAAAGAACGAGAUCGGUAACCCGUAAAGGCGAGGACCCUUAACGAUUCACAAGCUCUAGGCUCCGAUGUCGAUCAAUUCUUAAUCGUAAAGAUCCGAAAACGAUUUAUAGCUGGCUACGAGAAACCGACAGAACCGAAUAAGGUGCGAUAUCCUCAAAAAGUAGAAGCCAACAGUACUGACAAAACUGCAAUGCGAUAGAAAAAACUCGGUACCGAGAACGCUGAAUUUUCAAUCACCGUCGUCGUUAUCGUCAUUUUAAUCUCAGUGAAAAAAUUGAAGAACAAAAUGAACGAGCUCAGUCAAGACUCGUGGAAGAACGUUAUAAAAUUAAUUUUAUUUUAAUACGCAAAACACACAGGAACAUAGUACGCUUAAAGCUCAAACGCCGAGGCAUCUUAAUGCUAAUAAUAAUAAUAAUAAUAAUAAUGAUACGUAGUAUAAUUAAAAUCUCUCUCAUAAGCUGUCAUUUUUUAAUGAGUAGCGAAAAUGAUCGUUAUAAAAUAAUUUGGUAAACGUUUAUUGAAUCUCGUUGAUCGGAGGAGAAAAAAACUAUCGAUUAUUAGUCUUGCGUACAUAAUUUAUCUUGUUCUUUGAUCGAUCGCAGCGUCAGUGACGCAGAUUCGUGCAAUCCUCAUAAUUAUUUAAUGAGCCGUAGUAGACGCUCUUGAUAUGAAGUAAACAAACAGAAAAAAAAACACAUUUAUAGGUGUAUAUAGCUGGACAUUAUUCAUGCUCGUAAUUGUUUUUACUCAAUCAAGAUUCGAUAGAAGUAGAACGUUCAAAAAUCGAUCGUGUUAAUCACUGAUUUAUGUAUUCAUCGAAUUGUAUCGAUGCGAAUAAAGCAAAAAAAGAACACAUCAAGACGCUGCACAGAAGUGCAUUCUU
Molecule: messenger RNA, 2376 nt
Organism: Venturia canescens
Lineage: Eukaryota; Metazoa; Arthropoda; Insecta; Hymenoptera; Ichneumonidae
Exons: 2
Coding region: 552-1532 (326 amino acids)
Source: RefSeq, a predicted model, not a curated record